AGCAGCGCUGUGCUCGCGCUCUACCGCCACCGUCACGCUCCGGACAGGUGUGCUGGCCGCGCGCCGCGUGCCCUCUGUUAUCGCAGCGUGCUCGCGCUCCCGCAGGCAGGGCACGGGGAUCCGCCGCUCGCGCGCCCCCGAUGGAAUUAGACAUUGAGUUGACGCGGCACCGGGGGCACGCGGCGAUCCGGGCCGGUGGGCUUCUUCACUACGGCAUCACGGAAUGUCUCGCGCCGCCGCGGCGGGGCGGGGGGUGGAGCGUGCCGCAGUCCCGCGAUUACUGAUCGAUCCGAUCCACUGAUCCGCUGAGAUCCACUGAUCUACCGAUCCACCGCGCGGGGUUAUGGCUUCCUCCGGCCCCGGGAAGGCGGGCCAGCCCCCGGGCGCGUGCAACGGGACCGCCGCGGAGCUUCCCGGCGCGGAGCACGAGCUGUAUGAUUAUCAGUUGCACACUAAAAUGUGCAAGAAAAUAGCGCAGCUCACCAAGGUGAUCUACUCUCUGAACACUAAGAAUGAGGAGCAGGAGGCAACGCUGCAGACUCUCCGGCGCUUUACCGCAGAAUCUCAGACCUCCCUCCAGCCCACCAGCAGUCCGGACGAGGAGGAUGACGAGGUUUCAGCUUCUGCCCUCAGGAUCCGACUCCUGGAGCUACAGGCCACAGUGGAAGAGGUGGAGGAGCGCGGGCAGAGGGCGGAGUUGGAGCAUGCGGAGCGCAUGGCGAUGCUGACGCAGGAGGCUGCAGACCUGCGGCGGGACUACCAUGGCCUGCAGACGGAGAGGGACGGCCAGCGCAGGCUGCUGCAGCAGCUGCAGGAGGAGAACACCCGCCUGCAGGAGGAGUGCCAGCAGCUGCGGCAGGUCCGGGAGGAGGAGCGGCAGCGAGGGGAGGAGGAGAGGAGGAAGAGAGAGGAGGAGGAGGAGAAGAGAGAGGGGGAGGAGCGGAGGAAAGAGGGGGAGGAGAGGAAGAGGGUGGAGGACGAGUGCGAGAAGCGUCUGCACGCACUCAGGGCGGAGCUGGCGGCGCUGAGGGAGGACCGGGAGGCGGCGGAGGAGGAGUGGAGGAGGGAGGAGGAGGAGUGGAGGAGCAGGAUGAAGGUGCUGGAGGAGGAGAGGAGGGAGGAGCAAGAGGCGGCCAGGAAAACCCUGCAGCAGAGCCUCAGCGAACACAUCAGCCAAUGGCAGCAGAGAGAGCAGGAGAACCGCAAAUCCCAGAAUUCUGUGCUUCAGCAGCGGCUGAAGAAGGUGGAGGCGGAGUUAGAGACGCGAGAGCAGCGGCUGAACGAGUGCAUCAGACACAGCAGUAAACUACAGGAGAGAGUGGAGGAUCUAGAGGAGCAGCUGGAAAACGGGCAUCUCCAGGUGGCAGAAGCAGAGAGAAUCGCUAAGAAAGCAGAGGAGGAGUUAUCUGUGGCCAAAGAGCGAUUAUUACUGCAGGAGAACGAACUGCAGACCAAAUCAGAGGAACUGCUGAGCCAGAGCUCCUCUCAGGUGCGGGUUUCAGCGGAAGUGGAGGAACUGAGGUCUCAGCUGAGUCGUCUGAACAUCAGGAAUAAAGAACUGGAGCUUCAGAACAGCGGCCGCUCCAAUGACCACGCCCGCAUGCUCAAACAGCACGCUGACGCCCUAUCCUCCAUGCGUCUGGAGCUUCAGCGCGCUCACGCCGAGGAGAUCCGCCGCCUGCAGCAGGAGGUGGAGAAGGAGCGAGGGAGCGACCGGGAGGAGCUGGAGGAAGAGAAGAGGCGGGUGCAGCAGAAGAUGGAGGAGGAGAAGGGUCGUCUGAAGGAGCAGCUGAGGAAAGCUCUGGAGGAAGUGAUCCGUAAACACGCCAGCGAGCUGCGCCAGAACCAUGCCUCCCUGGAGGAGGAGAAGAAGAAAUCCCAGCAGGCUGAAGAAAAGAGGGAGGCAGUUGAGGAGCAGAGGCGGAGUCUAGAGACUGAGAGGGAGGAGCUACGCGAACAGCUGCAGCUCUCCAAUACAGAGAUAAGUAAACUGGAAGCAGUCAUCCAGGCACUGGAGAAGGAGAAGGAGGAAGCUGGGAGGAAGGAGGAGGAGAGAAAAAGGGAACAGGAAAGGGAAAAAGAGAAAAAGGAAGUCAGGCUGCAGCCGCUGUGUGGACAGGAGUGUGAGGAACUGAGGAAGGAGCUAGAUCACACUCGCCACAGCAUGCAGGAACUGCAGGGGGAGUUUGAGAGGCUGCAGGGGGAGACCUCCACUCUGAACAGAGAACGAGAUCUACUGGAGCAGUCCAGCCACAGCAUGGAGGAGAGGAUCAGGCUCCAGUUUGAGAAGCAUUUCUCUGAUCAUGUGGCGGAUCUUCAGAAAGAGAGAGAGAAGGAGCUCAGAGACGUCAACCACCGCUGGCAGCUCAGACUGCAGGAACUACAGACACAGCUGGAGGAGAAGAGAGCUCUCUCUGAGAAGAGUAAGGAGGAGAGAGAGAGGGAGAUCUGCUAUGGGAACGGAGAGAUGGAAAGGAUGAAACUGGAGAUCCAGAAAACCAGAGAAAUGAACAGUUCCCUCAGAGCCCAGCUCCACUCCACCAUCCAGGAGAAGGAGAGGCUGAUGAAGAAGCAGCAGCUACAGGUGGUACAGGAGGAAGAUGAGGAUGAGGAGGAGGCGGUGAGGGAGGAUAAGGAGAGGGAGGAGGUGAGGGUGGAGUGCGGCUGGCGUCAGCGGGAGGAGGAGUUAUUACGGGUGGAGAAACUGAACCACCAGCGUGCCAUACAAACUCUGGAGUCCCGAGCCAGUGAAGAACUGCAGGCCGAGAAACAGCGUCUCCACACACAGCACAAACUACAGCUGGAGAAGCAGAAGGCGGAGCUAACUCAGCAGCACACAGAGUGGGUGAGACAGGUGACCCAGAGACACAUGCAGCAGAUAGAGGACCUUCAGACCGAACUCCAAACACACACUCAGAUGAUGGCCCUGCAGCAGGAUCUGAAGCAGCAGAACCGAGUGCAGUCUCUCGAGCGGCAGCUGGAUGAGAGGAGCAGUGAGGUUCAGGAGCUGAAGAGAGAGAACGAGGAGCUGCGGGAACGAGUGACCGUCCUCAACACCGAGAGAGAGGCCAGCACCAAUCACAGAUAUUCAAACAGUUCUUGGAGGGAUAAACGGAACGAGUGUGGAAAGAUGAUGGAAGAAAGCAGUGAUGAACUCCAAGAGGAGAUGGAGAACAUGAGAAAAGAGCACAGGAAGGAGAUCCAGACCAUAAUGUCAGACUUUGGCUCCGCCCAGAACCAACUACAGACCCGCAUUGUCUCCUUGGAAACAGAGCUGAGAGAGAGGGAGGAGAAAGGGAAGAGGAGAGUGGAGGAUCUGCACACCAUCGCCAAACUGCAGGACAAGCUGAGCGAGAGAGAUCAGCUGAUCAAGAGACUGGUGGAAGAUGUGCAUCAGCUAUCCCAGCAUCCCCCUCACAGCCGAGACGGAACCGCCAAACUCUACGACUCCAGAACCCGGCCAGGAAAUCCCAACCCGGUGAUAAAGAAGAUGGUUGAAGACGUGCCGCCCCGCGUGACCAGCGUGCCCAACCUCAGUGCACUGGAGGGGGGCUCCCCCAAGACCUCCCGCUCCCCCAGCAUGGAGCAGCAGUGUCCCCGCAGCCUGUCCGGGUCAGAACCCUGUGGCCGGAGCGUCCUGCUGUCCCGCUCCAACACCCCCAGUUCCCCCCACACGGACCCCCGCUCCCCCCACACGGACCCCCGAGCUGCUGCACGACACACCCAGCCCCCCAGCCAGGACCUCCAGCACCAGAUACACCUCAACUACAGCCAGCACCUCCGGACUCCAUCUGAACAGAGGGUGAUUGAAACCGGGCCGGAUCCUCAGGAUCCACAGAGACAGGAGUGGUUCACCAAAUACUUCUCCUUCUAAUCGAACUGGAACCACCGGCUCCCCGUCUGACCCAGACUCUCACAGACCUUCCAUUCCACACAGAGAGACGGAUCAGAACCGGGCCGGGUUCAGAAGAACACUCAGACCUCUGCAGUACAAGGACUCGCUCCGUUUUUACUCUAUUUAACCAGCAGUUCACUCAGACGCACUGGUUUCUGUUCUCAUGCGUUUGAUUGUACUCGUUACUGUGAAAGUGAAGGAAACCUGAAGCCUCACGUCCUAAACGCUUACCGGAGCUGCCGUGAUAUGUGGCUAUGCAACUUUUCAGGGAUAUUUUACAGACACGGAUUAAGCCUAGUCCCUAAUAACAGAUUAAGACGUUUCAGUUUUCAGCUUUAAAAGCUUUACAUUCUAAAUAUAAACCUUCAGAAAAGGUUUCAGACUCUCCAACUUCUGCCCUGGAUUUCUUAUUUACCUGCAACUGACAGCUGUAAACUCCUGACAGUAUGAUCGAGCACUGAUACAUAUAGAAUGUUACAUAUGCAUUGUUGAAAGUGUGUGUGUGUGUGUGUUAUGGAUUUGUUAUAUGAUCUGAUAAAUGCAAGAGAUUGUUUGUUGUUUGUUUAAAUGAACGGUUCACCAAAAAAUGCAGUAUUACCUUCGUCUUAAACAUCAGCAGAAAUAUAUUUUACAUUUAAAGUUACAGGGCCCUGAGCAAGGUGUGUUGUGAUGCUCAAUGCUAUCUUACACCCUGCCAAAAGUUUAUUUUCACACCUUCUGCCUCUGUCAGUGUGUUCAGGUAAAUUUAUGGCAUAUUGCUAUCUUGGAAGCAGAAAACACAGGUGCACCACUGGCUGAACACAACCUAGACAGACGUCAACAGUCAACAGAUGUUCAUUGCUAUCAUAUACUUACAUGGACACGCAGCAGUGCACAAACCAACCUUUACAUCAAUAAUAAACAGAAUACUGUUCCUGUAAGCGGAUCAGUUUCUUCUAAUGAGAAGCACAAAAGUACUGCACUGUUAAAAAAGCACAGUGAGAGCACACUUGGCUUUUAAAGGAAAUGGCAAGUAACAUGCUGAUUGGUUUAUUGCACGUUACAGACAAAACACACCCAUGAUUAACUAAGAGAAUUAGUAUGUACCUUUCGUGCAUCUCAAGCUGCCAAGGUGUACUUUUCCCGUUGUUACAAUAGCAAAGACACACUAAAUAAUGCCCUCUGACUUUGGACAGGUCCAACAGAUUACAGUGCUGUAUCUACUGUAACUAUAGAUUAACCCUUAUUUAUAAAUACUAAUAAAAGAAGGAAUCCGAGGGGAAUCUGUUUCACUCAUUCUGGUGUGAGAUGAACCUGCAGGACCUGAAUAAUUCAGCUGAUCCAGACGGAGAAUACCGCUGCUGUGUUUAAGAGGAGGGUACAUUUGCGUGCAUUUCAUUUUUUGGAGAACUGUUCUUUUGAAUGUUUAUUAAAUAUCAUAUAUAUAAAAAAUAUAUGUGCCAAA
Astyanax mexicanus (Mexican tetra) is the source of this 5339-nucleotide messenger RNA. RefSeq names its product family with sequence similarity 184 member B (gene fam184b). The coding region runs from base 344 to 3874 and encodes 1176 amino acids. The transcript is spliced from 19 exons. NCBI's taxonomy places the organism in Eukaryota, Metazoa, Chordata, Actinopteri, Characiformes, Acestrorhamphidae. The record is from RefSeq and is a predicted model, not a curated record.